This is a messenger RNA of Fusarium coffeatum, 3174 nucleotides long. RefSeq lists its product as uncharacterized. Bases 1 to 3174 code for a protein of 1057 amino acids. The record is from RefSeq and is a predicted model, not a curated record. Gene Ontology annotation, biological process: transmembrane transport. Lineage: Eukaryota; Fungi; Ascomycota; Sordariomycetes; Hypocreales; Nectriaceae. Gene Ontology annotation, molecular function: oligopeptide transmembrane transporter activity. The transcript has 2 exons.
AUGGGCAAACACACCACCAGUUCUUCCUCUUCAUCCAGCAAAAGCAAACGAAGCCUUAGCCGCAAGUCUUCAGCGUCUUCGUCCCUAGCACAGAGAGUCGGAGACGUAGACAGGGUUGCUGAUGAUUCCCCGACGCUCCGCCAGGACGUUGCCCUUCAGCCCCUAACAUCCUCGUCCUCAUCCUCCACCUUCAGGUCCACUGUGACUGUCUCACCCUCACACCCAGUCCAACAAGACCAGGGCCAUGUCUUGCCGUAUCAGGCUCCGGCCUCUCAUAUGCCUCUGCCAUUAUUAACUACUUCUGCUACCCCGGCUGCUUCUUCUUCUACUCCUCCAAAACUUCUCGUCGACGAUCACAAUGCAGCUCUGUCGUCCCUCGAACAUACCGACAUAGAUGACAAUCUAGAUGCUACGCCUCAACCAUCAGUCGCCGACCUAGACAUGGCUUCCAAGAAGACGCCCUUCUUGCGCUCAGCCGCCGCCCGCUCCGACGCAGCUCCCUACGGCUCCGUAUCGCUAACGCCCAGUCGCAAUAAUUCUCCUGCUGGCAGUGAUAGAUAUGAUCCUGACUCUCACCAACUUCGUCAAGUUACCGAUACAAUGCGCAGCGAGACCUCGCACCGCUCCGGACUCAGCAAAAAGUCCUCCUCGAGAUUGUCAGAAGAGAUCGAUGGCGCCGUCCUAGUUUCCGGCCUUGAGGGCCGUAUGGGUCUUGGUGAACCUACACAUCCUGCUGUUCUCGAUGGCAGCUUGAAAGACGACCAGUCUGAGGAUAGCGCAUUGCUAGACGACGCUUCUUCCGCUGCCUCAGAUACCGAAUAUCUAGAAAACUCUCCUCACGAGGCCGUUCGCGCUUCGGUUCCGCCCACAGACAACACCACUCUCUCCAUAAACACACCGCGCAUGUGGUGUCUCUCCGUCAUAUUCGCCAUUCUCGGCUCCUCGACCAAUUUGUUCUUCUCAUUAAGAUACCCCAGUGUUGCCAUUACUCCAGUUAUUGCUUUAUUGCUUGUCCAUCCUCUUGGACACCUGUGGGAUUUCGUGCUAAAGCGACCCUACGACCCUGAAGAAGAGUUCGUUGACGGUGUGCGAGUACCAUCUGUUAGCGACGAUGCGCAUAGUGCACAUAAGAUUGAGAAACGCACUCGUGUGAGGAGGUGGCUUGCGCAAGGCCGUUGGAACGAAAAGGAGCAUACGUGCGUUUAUGUUAGCAGCAAUGUUGCUUUUGGUUUUGCUUUCGCGACAGACGUUAUCGUCGAGCAAACUCAAUUCUACAACCAGGAAGCUCCUAUAGUGUACCAGCUUCUUCUUACUAUAUCCACGCAGAUCCUUGGUUAUGGUUUCGCAGGUUUAACCCGACGAUUCCUCGUUCGACCCAGCGGUAUGAUUUGGCCUGGAACUCUGAUGUCGGCAGCCAUGUUUUCGACCCUUCACAAACAAGAGAAUAAGCCUGCUGGAGGCUGGACCAUCAGCAGGUGGAAGUUCUUCUACAUUGUGUGGACUGUGUCCUUCCUCUUUUACUUUUUGCCUGGACUACUCAUGCCAGCACUCAGUUACUUCAACGUUAUCACUUGGUUUGCCCCCAAGAACGUUGUUAUCGCCAACCUGUUUGGCGUUUCUUCUGGCCUCGGCCUAUUUCCCCUGACUUUCGACUGGGCUCAGGUCACUUACGUCGGUUCACCACUACUGGUCCCUUUCUGGGCAGCCAUGAACGUUAUUGGAGGUCUUGCUGUGGUGAUGUGGAUCAUUGCGCCUAUCCUAUACUACAGCAACGUUCUCUUCUCUUCGUAUAUGCCAAUCCUCUCCGCGGCUGUGUUCGACAAUACUGGAAAGGUUUACGAUGUCAGCAAGAUCCUUACGCCCGAAUUCCUCUUCGAUCGAGAGGCGUAUCAUAACUACAGCAGAGUCUUUCUUCCAAUCACAUAUGUCUUGAGUUAUGGUGUUCAGUUCGCUGGUCUAUCUGCUCUUUUGACACAUACCGCUUGUUGGCAUGGUAAAGAUAUCUGGACAUCUUGGAAACGCGCCUUGGAGGAGGCUCGCGAAGAUGGGCAACCCAAGUACGAGCCCGUCGCAGACUCCCCUGGAUCACCGCCUCGGCAGUCAACCGACUCAACCGGUAGACGGAUGUCAUCCGCCUCACAUGUUGAUGGGAUCAUUAGUCGUGAGGAUAUCCAUAGCAAGCUCAUGAAGAGAUACAAGGAUGCUCCCCUGAGUUGGUACUUGAUCACAUUCCUCUCCAUGACUGCUAUUGGAAUCUUUGUCGUCGAAUACUAUCCUGUCCAUUUGCCUUGGUACGGUCUUCUGCUCGCCCUCGCCCUCGGAGCUCUCUUCUUCAUUCCCAAUGGCAUCAUCAUGGCCGUGACAAACCAGCACAGCAGCAUUUACCUCAUCUGCCAACUCAUCUGCGGUGUCGUCUUUCCAGGUCGACCCAUUGCCAACAUGGUCUUCGUAACAUACGGCUAUAUCUCAUCGGCACAGGGUAUCAAGUUCGCAUCUGAUCUCAAGCUCGGCCACUACAUGAAGAUCCCUCCGCGAAUCCUUUUCCUGGUCCAAAUCGUGGCUACUCUUGUAUCCUCCUUGACCCAGAUUGGUGUGCUCAACUGGAUGUUUGCCAAUAUCAGAGGUAUCUGCACUUCUGAGGCAAUAAACGGCUUCACAUGUCCCAUCGCUAGAGUCCACUUCAACGGCUCCAUUUUGUGGGGAGUCGUCGGGCCUAACGAAUUCUUCGGUCCAAAGGCCAUUUAUCGAUCCCUGGUCUGGUUCUUCCCGCUCGGCGCCCUCCUGCCGAUUCCUCUAUGGCUCUACAGUCGACGUCACCGCUCAAGCAUUCUGCGCAAGGUCAACCUCCCUGUCAUCUUUGGCGCCAUGUCGUGGAUACCCCCUGCAACGGGUCUCAACUUCUCUGUCUGGGUGCUCGUCUGCUAUAUCUUCAAUUAUGUUAUCAAAAACCGCCACAACGCUUGGUGGAGCAAGUACACCAUGACUCUGAGUGCUGCUCUCGAUUCUGGCCUUGCAUUUGGUAUUGUGGUUGUCUUUUUCGGCUUUAUUUAUCCUGGCUUUGCGCAAAAUCUCAAGUGGUGGGGUACUGAAGUAUACAAGCAGGGUUGCGACUGGCAAGCUUGCUCAUAUAACACCGUCCCGGAGGGUGAGCAUUUUGGACCCAAGACAUGGUGA